CAAUAAACUGGUUUCUGUUCCUUAUCUCCACCCCCGCUAUAUACUCAUAUAAAUAAUUAAUACUGUGCUACAUUUAGAAGUUCACAAUUGAUUUGAGUCAAUGUAGUAUCGGCAGUUGGCCUAUGCAAUCUCUCUUGUAUGCAUGUGCCAACACCAACAUAUAGCACCCUAGUUAUCUUUGAGGUGAAUGAAUAGUGAACUCCAUCCAAUACAUGGUAGAGCAGAUAGUAAGAUGGAGAUUGUGUGGUGACACACAGCACAACCCAACUGAUGUAAGGGACAGAAAGGCCAGCAAAAGGUUACAGGUCUCCGGUCUUAUCUCUGGGGCAUGACGAAGAGUGGAGGUGAGUUGAGGCCCUUUCCUGAGAUGCGGAGGCCUAUAUAAGAUGGGAGCUGCCCAGAAAGAAAAAGACACCUCAAGAAGCCUUUGAGACACCUUACGGCAUCUUUUCACCCUCACCAUGUGGAAGGCAGCACUCUUGACCCUGGGCUUGUUUGUGGCACUGGUAGACAGGGUGCAGUCCAAUGACGGCCAUCCCUCUUUCUAUGGGGUGAAACUGUGUGGAAGAGAGUUCAUACGAGCUGUCAUCUUUACCUGCGGUGGUUCUCGCUGGAGGAGAAGUGUAGGAGACUCAGCUCUUAUUGGAGAAGAGGCCUUUGACCCAUGGAACACAAAUGCCAUACCUCAACUUACCGGUGAGCAAGAUCCUGCAGAGUCCCAACAAGCAUGGAGAGAUCAAACAUUGAAAGCUGCAUCUGUGGCUGCUGGAUUCAGCCGCUCAGCUCGUUCGCCAAUCUCGGAGGAGGUGCUGGAGGCUCUACGAAGUGCAGAUAGGAAAGGACGGGAUGUAGUGGUCGGACUGUCCAACGCCUGCUGCAAAUGGGGCUGUAGCAAGAGUGAAAUCAGCUCUUUGUGCUGAACCUUUUUUAUCUUGUCCUGUCAUUAAUGCAGAGCGCUUCUCUUUUUCUAUGUGUUCCCUAAAAUUCCACAUCCCAUCCAACUCACUGUGCAUGUGUUGACUAUUGA
Cottoperca gobio is the source of this 1027-nucleotide messenger RNA. It is a transcript of the gene rln3b, whose product is annotated as relaxin 3b. Lineage: Eukaryota; Metazoa; Chordata; Actinopteri; Perciformes; Bovichtidae. Gene Ontology annotation, cellular component: extracellular region. Bases 462 to 920 code for a protein of 152 amino acids. The record is from RefSeq and is a predicted model, not a curated record. Gene Ontology annotation, molecular function: G protein-coupled receptor binding; hormone activity. The transcript has 3 exons.